AUGCAUUCAAAACUUUACACAAUUAUACCCCUCCUAUUUCUAUAUAUUCAAAUCCCAUUCAUUUCUGGCGAAGCAACCCCAGCCCAUGAAGAAGUAGGAUUUACUCAAGACCGUAUCGGAGCGAAACACCCCCCACGAGACUCUGUAGUUCCGUUAGAGGAUCCAAUAACCUUCAGUCGACCCACAAGGUCCGAGGUCGAUAGACCCAGACGUGUAGUCCAACUAAACGGUAGCAAAUUCCCCGCGGGGCCCUCAUUCCCACCUAUCCCAGGCUUCAACCCUCUUAAGGGCGACUUCAUCCGCGGCGGCCUUGUAAGGGUAGUUUCAAUCCCUCCAGAGCGAAGGUUAACAGCCGCUCCAAUUGCUGGACCUCUGAGACCAUCCAUAGGUCCCACUCAAACAUUCCGAAUCAGUGUUAGGCCAAUCCAACCUGAUAUCGUUCGUCGCCAGGAGGAAUUUGAAAAUAUCAUCAUAACUCCGGCGCCGGAGCCAACUAAUGCUUUUGUCCCUGACGACUGGCCGACUUCUUGGACUUCUUGGACCAUAACAACUCGAAUUAUGGGAAUAGAAGGUGACCUGGAAUGGGUGGAAAUGAAGCCUGUAGUACCGUGGAGGGAGCCUGCGCAUGCGUCGCCAGUUAGAAAUGGAAAUACGGGGCCUGGCCUUAAGAGACCAAACCAUAGUAAUACCAGUACGACUAUGAGCGUGGAGACACCCCGGAGUUCUAAAGAUAGCGUUGAUGAUACUGUGGAUAUUCAGUCUCUGCAACCACUUGCGCCAGGUGGUGACCCCAAAGAGCAGAACUCGCCCGUGGAUCCUGAUUCCGAAGAGGUUUCCCAGGAUACUCGGGGUUUAGAUCAUGAAGAGUCACAGAUUCCUGAACAAAGCCUAGAACCUAUUAGGAAAAGAGAUCGAAUCCAGAAACUGAACCGCAGAUCCAGGGCCAUGAAAUCCUAG
This is a messenger RNA of Orbilia oligospora ATCC 24927, 957 nucleotides long. RefSeq lists its product as uncharacterized. Bases 1 to 957 code for a protein of 318 amino acids. The record is from RefSeq and is a predicted model, not a curated record. The transcript has a single exon. NCBI's taxonomy places the organism in Eukaryota, Fungi, Ascomycota, Orbiliomycetes, Orbiliales, Orbiliaceae.